Salvia miltiorrhiza (redroot sage) is the source of this 3391-nucleotide messenger RNA. RefSeq lists its product as uncharacterized. Bases 77 to 3166 code for a protein of 1029 amino acids. Gene Ontology annotation, biological process: mitotic chromosome condensation. The record is from RefSeq and is a predicted model, not a curated record. Gene Ontology annotation, cellular component: condensed chromosome; condensin complex. The transcript is spliced from 12 exons. NCBI's taxonomy places the organism in Eukaryota, Viridiplantae, Streptophyta, Magnoliopsida, Lamiales, Lamiaceae.
GUUUUCCCGCUUCAAAUUCAAUUCACAAAACCAUUUCAAAAACAGUGUGCGGAAAAAAUCUCCAGCAAAAGCAACAAUGGCGAUCGGUCAAUUGGAAGGCUACCGGAAACUUGCCGCAAAAAUCGUUACGAUUCUCGAUGAAGUUCGGUCUUCGAACGCUACUCACAGACGCAAUCUCAAGGAACUCCUCGCUCUCCGCUCGCCAGCUCCGGCGGAAUUCUGCGCGGCGUUUUGUGAAGCCCUUAUACCUCUUUUCAAUUUCCAGCGGAAAACCUCCUCCUCUGAGCGUAUCAUCAAGUUCGUCUCCACUUUCGCUUGCUCGGGCAGCGAUAAAGAUGACUCUGGUGAUGAAUUUCUGGAGAAUUUCAUCAGGUUUCUUCUGGUGUCUGCAACCGCAGCGAAUAAGACUGCGAGAUUCAGGGUUUGCCAGAUUGUUUCUGAGAUCAUUAUGCGGUUGCCGGAUGAUAUGGAAGUGAGCAGUGAACUUUGGGAUGAGGUGAUAGAAUGCAUGAAGAUACGUGCGGGUGAUAAGGUCCCUGCAGUUCGAACAUUUGCUAUCAGGUCUCUUGCUCGGUUUGCAAAUGAUUCAGAGAACAGUGACAUUUUGGAGUUAUUCCUUGAGAAGCUGCCACUGGAGCAGAAUGGUGAUGUUCGUAAAAUUCUUGUGUUGUCUUUGCCUCCUUCAAGUGAGACUUUAUCAAUGAUAAUUGAUUGCACUCUGGAUGUGAACGAAUCCGUCCGGAAGGCUGCAUAUUGUGUUCUAGCCAGUAAAUUCCCAUUACAGAGCCUCAGCAUCAAGUUCAGAACAACUAUUCUUCAGAGGGGCCUUGCUGAGCGGUCUGCAGCCGUCGCAAAGGAGUGCUUCAAGAUGUUGAAGGACGAAUGGCUUGAAAAAUGUUGCAACGGUGACCCUAUUGAACUACUUAAAUUUCUUGAUGUUGAAACCUAUGAAUCAGUCGGGGAGACAGUUAUGUCCACUCUUCUAAAAGCAGGAUUAGUUAAAUUGCACGAUGGUCAAACUCUUCAGAAAUUCAUUACUCGGGGUGGUGAUUCAGCUGAAGCAGGACAAUACAGUCGUUCUGUUGAGCUAAUGGACGCAGAAGUUGCUGUUUUCUGGAGAGUGGUUUGUAAGCACUUGCACAUGGAAGCACAUAAAAAAGGCUCUGAUGCGGCUAUGACUAUGGGCACAGAAUCAGCCGUAUAUGCAGAGGAAGCUUCAGACAACAAUGAUCUUCUGGAUAGAAUUCUUCCUGCCUCAGUUACUGAAUAUGUUGAAUUGGUUAAUGCUCACAUUGCUGCUGGGGCAAAUUACCAAUUUGUAUCUCGGCAACUGCUACUUUUGGGUACGAUGCUUGACUUCUCCGAUGUUUCGAACAGAAAAGUGGCCAGUGAAUUUGUUCAGGUUUUGUUGCACAAAGCCCUUGAUCAUGAGUUGGAUGAGAAUGGAAAUGAAGUCAUCAUUGGAGACGGUUUCAAUUUAGGAGGGGAGAGAAAUUGGGCUGCUGCUGUAGCAGAAUUAGGUAAGAAAGUCCAUGCAGCCACAGGAGAGUUUGAAGAGGUUGUUCUUAAUGUGGUAGAAGAGCUUGCUCAGCCUUGCAGGGAGAGGACUGCAGAUUGGAAGCAGUGGCUGCACUGUCUUGCCGUGGUUGGACUUCUUUUGGAAAACACAACUUCAUUUCGUCAUAUGCAGGGAAAUGCAAUUGAUCCUACUGAAAUUCUUCAUUCUCUAUUACUUCCAGGGGCAAAGCAUUCCAACUUGGACGUCCAGAGGGCUUCUGUUAGAUGCCUUGGUCUUUUUGGUUUGUUGGAAAGAAAGCCUAGCGAGGAUAUAGGAAAGCAAUUAAGAUGUUCUUUUGUCAAGGGACCUUCUGCUGUAACAAUAAUGGCUUCCAAGGCAUUACUUGAUCUUGCAAUAUGGCAUGGCUCAGAUGAAAUGGAUAAAGCCACGAACUGUAGUCUCUCACAUAUCCAUGAUGAUGAAGUUUCCUCAAGCCCUUUUGAAUUUGGUGAUGGAAGUGAGGAUUUGGAUAUUGGACUGCUUGAUCUGUUGUGCUCGGGACUUGAACAUGACUGGGAUGAUUUAGAAGGGGUUGAAGAAAAUCAAUCAAUUCAAGAUGUUCUCGGAGAAGGUUUGGCAAAGAUCCUACUACUGAGCAAUAAAUUUCCAGGAUCACAUGCUUCAAAACAUCAUUUGUUAUUGGCUAAGCUCAUCAAACUGUACUUUAGUAGUGAGAAUGAGGAAUUUCAGAGGUUGAAACAAUGUCUGUCAGUUUUCUUUGAGCACUAUCCAUCCCUCUCCAUAAAUCACAAGAAAUGUUUAUCAAAGGCUUUCAUGCCAGUUAUGCGUUCCUUGUGGCCUGGAAUUAAUGGCAAUGUUGCAGGAUCCAACAUAAUGGUAUCCAACAUGCGUAAAAGUGCUGUCCAAGCGUCACGCUUCAUGCUGCAAAUGAUUCAAGCUCCUCUAUUAGUGAAAGAGACUACAAGCACAGAAGAUAAUAAAAAUGAGAAUCCUGGCGUAGAGACAGAUCUGUCACUUGAUUUCGAGAGUGGAGAGGAAGGACUAGCAGUUCGAAUUGCAGUAGAGGUGGCAAACUUGGAUGCUAAGAAGACAGCUGCACAAAAAUCAUAUCUGGCUGCUCUUUGUAAAAUACUUGUGUUGCUUCAGUUUCGAGUUUCAGAAGAGGGAGUUAUAAAACUCAUGAGGUGGAUUUUGAGUCGUGCAAUUACAGCUUUAUCAGUUGAAAAAGAUCUCACGAAGGAACUGAGGCAUAUGGCCGAACGCCUAAAGGCAAUAGACAGAAAUCCCGAUGAGCAAUUGUCCUCUGAGCAAACUACGCAGAUAUUAGAGAAGUUGGGACUAACAUUGAAGUUGGAGAAAGAUGAGUCAUUGGAAGCGGCCCCUACUCCAGCACCACAAUCAAACCGGCCAAGACGUGGUAGAAGAAGAGCAAGGGACAACGAAGACUCUUCCUCUGAUGAUGAAGUUUCUCCAGCUUCCGUGGUUCCCUUUACUCCUGCUGUGGUCAACAGUCGUUCGCAAAGGGCGAGCAAGACAGCAGCAAUGACCAGAAUGGCAGCCAAGACAACAAUUAAGAUAGAUGAGUAUGACGAUGAAGAGGCAGUGGCUGAAGUCACCUCAGAAGAUGAUUCUGAAGCUUCUGAUUAAUCUGCUCUAAGUCUUUAACGUUGUGAUCAAAUCUCUAAACUUUUGUCAAUCAUUUAUCGGCCUUUAUUGUAUUCUGAUUCUAUACUUGUUCAACCAGCCUAGUGUGCAUCUCGUGCAACUAGCAAACCUUAAUGUAUUAUUACUUAAACUGUCAAGUGUGUAAGUAUUGCUAAGACUGCUGAUUCAUGUCUCUUUUUAGGCCCAAUGUUCUAUGGGCCGCGCCUA